Messenger RNA from Pistacia vera, 1028 nucleotides. Its product is annotated as IAA-amino acid hydrolase ILR1-like 4. The coding region runs from base 101 to 1012 and encodes 303 amino acids. NCBI's taxonomy places the organism in Eukaryota, Viridiplantae, Streptophyta, Magnoliopsida, Sapindales, Anacardiaceae. The record is from RefSeq and is a predicted model, not a curated record. Gene Ontology annotation, molecular function: IAA-Ala conjugate hydrolase activity. Gene Ontology annotation, cellular component: endoplasmic reticulum. The transcript is spliced from 4 exons. Gene Ontology annotation, biological process: auxin metabolic process.
GGUUUAAUUUAAGAGUUUAUUGGGCACCGGAUUUCUAACAUACUGAAAAUCACUGCAGGAACUGGCGGAAUGGGAACACAAGAGUAAAGUAAAUGGCAAAAUGCAUGCAUGUGCUCAUGAUGCGCACGUUACCAUGCUCCUCGGUGCUGCAAAGAUACUGCAAGAACUGCGACACACAUUAAAGGGUACUGUUGUUCUUAUAUUUCAACCGGCUGAGGAACGGGGUACAGGUGCAAAAGAUAUGAUCCAAGAAGGUGCGCUUGAAAACGUUGAGGCCAUUUUUGGUGUACACUUGGUGCAUAAGUAUCCCACCGGUGUUGUUUCAUCACGGCCCGGAGAAUUUCUAGCUGGAUGUGGGAGCUUUAAGGCGAAAAUUAGUGGGAAAGGAGGACAUGCUGCAAUUCCACAACACUCUAUUGAUCCAAUUUUGGCAGUUUCGUCAUCUGUAAUUAGCUUGCAAAAUAUUGUUGCAAGGGAAAUUGACCCUUUAGAUUCUCAGGUGGUUUCUGUAAGCAUAAUUGAUGGAGGUACAGAGUAUAAUACUAUCCCGGACUCGGCUACAAUAGCCGGAACUUUUAGAGCUUUCAGCAAAAAGAGCUUCUCAUUGCUUCGGGAAAGGAUAGAAGAGGUUAUCAAGGGGCAGGCGGCUGUGCAUCGGUGCUCUGCCGAGGUUGAUUUCGAGGGAAGAGAACAUCCCACACUUCCUCCAACGGUGAAUGAUGAAAGAAUAUAUGAACAUGUAAAGUGGGUCUCAGUUGACUUAUUGGGAGAAGAAAAAGUAGAAGUGGCUCCUUGCUUCACAGGGAGUGAAGAUUUUGCUUUCUUCUUGGAUGAAGUUCCAGGAUCCUUCCUGUUUUUAGGCAUGUGGAAUGAGAAGGCGGGAGCCACAUAUCCUCCACAUAGCCCUUACUUUUUUAUUGAUGAGGAUGUGUUUCCCAUUGGAGCAGCCAUACAUGCAGCAUUUGCACAUUCCUAUCUUUUAAAUUCAACUAAUUAUAAGAAUUCUUACUGAUUAUUUGGAGCAUAUA